AUGAAGCGCGGCAGCAAUACUCGUCGGUUCCGCAUCCCAACUCCUACGCAAAAGAAGUCAAAGACGUCUCCCGCCACGACGCCUGCCUCUUCUGGCAGCGAUGAGGCGUCGCUGCUCGCGCGCCUCCAACCGAGCGAUGCGAGGCCAGCGGCGGAAGCCCCACGCGGCUUCAAGACCGCAGCGCUCGUCGCCGCGACGCCGCCCUCGGACGAGCCGCCCGCGCCCGAAGAACCGGCGCGCGAAUCAUCGCCGACGAACGUCGCGUCGCCGGCCGCGCCGCCGGCCCAGGACGAGAACGCAGCCACGACGAGCCUGGAGUUGCAGGUCGUGGGCCUGCGCUACAGGGACGGCCACCGGUUCCUCCGGGAGGGCGCUGCGGUGACGCUGCGGCGCGAGCCAAACGAGCACGACGCCAACGCGAUAGAGGCCUGGAUUCCGGGCGACCUCGCUCCGGUCCAACUGGGCUUCUUGCGGCGCGGUGCGGCGGCGGCGUUGGCACCUUUAAUUGACGAGGGCGUCGUAACGAUCGCGAGCUGCGUAUGCUGCGCCGCCGAGGAGGAUGCGUUCGAUGUCUUGGCGGUGACGACGCUGCGCGGCCCGGCCGCAGUCCUUGCGGGCCUCGCGUCGGCGCUCGACGUCGGCGAGGCGUCGUUAACGGCCUCGCGACGCGACUGCGAAGACGCGGUCCGGUGGGCUGAAAGACACGGGGACGCGCCGACGGCACGCCUGGAUUGGGACCCUGCGACUGGGGCUACGGUACGCGAUGGCUCCGUGGUUCGCGACUACCGGGCACCAGGAGAUGCGGUACCCCUCGGCUGGGUUCCGUACGGUGAUGUGGGCACCGUGGACGCCGAGGAGCGCUCUGCCGCGUCGUGGCCGCCGGCAGACGCAGCGCUAGCGAAGCUCGGCCUCGCACCGGCCGAAGAUGCCCGAUGGUACGCUUCCCUGGGCCUCCGGCCGCCACGCGACUGGACGGUCGCGGGCCCCCUCGACAACCUCGCAUCCACGACACGCGACGUGCGGAAGAUCAGGGACAAGCUCGACGGCGCGAUCCACGGCGCUGGAGGGUGCUUUAUCGACUCAUUUCUCGACGAGAUCCGCGCGCGGGUCGCCGAGACGUCCUUCUGGUGCCGUGAUUCGGACUUUGAAGCGGAGCGUGAUGCGGAGCAGUCUGAAAAGCUCGUCGCAUGUAUUGGGGCCCCAAUGGUAAUAGGCGACGCGACCGCGAGGUUGCUGAAAGCGAGGCGCCACGACGACCUCUCCCGUAAGAUGUGCCGAGCGCUCGGCGUCGUCUACGCCGCGGCGCAUCUCUGCCCAGUCGCGGCCCCGGGCUUUAACUCUCUGAUUAUCUCUGCACGGCGCAGAGGUAGCGGUUUCUGGUGGCACCAGGACCAAGUGCCUCAGCAGAAGGCGCAGACGACGCUCGCCCCGCGGCAGGCAGUGGCGACGCUUAUAUUGUACGAGAAAGCGCAGACGGACUCGGGCGCCGACUGUGUGCGCUGGAAACCGGUCCAGAACUGGGAGGACAGUGGUUUGGAAAGGAAAUUGGGCGCCGCCCGGACGCUCCCGACCACCGACGCGUUGGUUCAUCUGCAGCGGGAGGGCCUCCAGCCGCACGCCAAGCACGCCGUCCACCACACGCCUGGCGCUCCGCCGCGGACGGGAGCACGCAUCGUCGUGACCGCCCGCAUUGCCAAACUAGACGCGUGGGACGCCGUCGACGUGCCGGCGGUUCGCGAGAUGCCUGCUAUUGGACCCGACGGCGACGUCACGCUGCCGUUGGUCUGGGGGUGA
Messenger RNA from Pelagomonas calceolata, 1794 nucleotides. The record is from the annotation of a GenBank genome assembly. NCBI's taxonomy places the organism in Eukaryota, Pelagophyceae, Pelagomonadales, Pelagomonadaceae.